This is a messenger RNA of Rhododendron vialii, 2156 nucleotides long. RefSeq names its product aldehyde dehydrogenase 22A1. NCBI's taxonomy places the organism in Eukaryota, Viridiplantae, Streptophyta, Magnoliopsida, Ericales, Ericaceae. The transcript is spliced from 14 exons. Gene Ontology annotation, molecular function: aldehyde dehydrogenase (NAD+) activity. The coding region runs from base 170 to 1945 and encodes 591 amino acids. The record is from RefSeq and is a predicted model, not a curated record.
UUAGUACUCCAUUUAUAUGUGUAAUAACAAACCCAACACGGUGACCGUGACGAAAGACGAUGCCGUCGAUGCGUCCUCUGAAUUUGUGCUGAUACGAUCAGAAAUCCUUCCUCGAGAAAUCCUAGGGUUUUCGUCACUGCAUUUCCCUGCUACGUGAAUCUCACAAAAAAUGGCCUUCUGGUGGCCGCUGCUCGUUCUCGGACUCGCUUUCGCCAUCUGUAAAUUGUUGCUCAUGCUCAUUCCUCCCAAUGUGCCUUCCAUCGAAGUCGACGCUUCCGACAUGUUGGAUGACGGAAACCAGACGAAGGAGAACAGCUUCAUUUACGUACCUUCGAAAAGACAUACUGGCAGAGUUCAGUGCUAUGAGCCAGCAACGAUGAAGUACCUGGGAUACUUCUCAGAAUUGAAGCCGGAUGAGGUCAAAGAGCGUGUAGCUCUGGCAAGGAAGGCACAAAUAGUAUGGGCGGAGAGUAGUUUCAAGCAAAGACGUCAGUUUCUGCGGAUACUUCUAAAAUAUAUUAUAGAGCACCAAGAGCUUAUAUGUGAAAUCUCUUCACGUGAUACUGGAAAGACUAUGGUAGAUGCUUCCUUGGGAGAAAUAAUGACAACCUGUGAGAAGAUCACUUGGCUACUUUCAGAAGGGGAGCGGUGGCUAAGGCCUGAAUACCGGUCCUGUGGGAGAUCGAUGCUUCAUAAGACAUCUAAAGUGGAAUUUUACCCACUUGGUGUGAUUGGUGCCAUUGUCUCAUGGAACUAUCCAUUCCAUAAUAUACUGAAUCCAAUGCUGGCUGCAGUCUUUUCAGGAAAUAGCAUUGUGAUAAAGGUUUCUGAACAUGCAAGUUGGUCUGGAUGUUUCUACCUGCGCAUAAUCCAAGCAGCUCUUGCUACUGUUGGUGCUCCUGAAAAUCUGGUUGACGUAAUAACAGGGUUUGCUGAAACAGGUCAAGCACUAGUGUCUUCAGUUGACAAGGUCAUAUUUGUUGGAUCACCUGGUGUGGGGAGAAUGAUAAUGAGAAAUGCUGCUGAUACACUGACACCAGUUACGCUUGAGCUUGGUGGAAAAGAUGCAUUUAUUGUUUGUGAAGAUGUAGAUGUACCUCAUGUUGCACAAAUUGCUGUAAGGGCUGCUCUGCAGUCAAGCGGACAGAAUUGUGCUGGGGCAGAGAGGUUUUAUGUCCAUCGGGACGUUUAUUCUUCAUUCGUUGCUGAAGUAGUCAAAAUUGUGAAAUCGGUUACUGCUGGCCCUCCACUGGUUGGUAAGUAUGAUAUGGGAGCCAUAUGUAUGCAAGAACAUUCAGAAAAGCUUCAAAGCCUUGUAAAUGAUGCCUUAGACAAAGGUGCUGAAAUUGUUGGUCGGGGAAGUGUUGGCAAUAUUGCAGGUGCUGUUGAUCAGUACUUUCCUCCCACUGUAAUAGUUAAUGUGACUCACAAGAUGAAGUUGCUGCAGGAAGAGGCUUUUGGACCAAUCAUGCCAAUAAUGCAAUUCAGCUCGGACGAAGAAGCUGUAAAGCUCGCAAAUGAUUCAAAAUAUGGGCUUGGCUGUGCUGUGUUUUCUGGCAGUCAGCGUCGUGCCAAGAAGAUAGCUUCCCAGAUAGUCUGUGGAGUUGCUGCUAUCAAUGACUUUGCAUCAAAUUACAUGUGUCAGUCACUGCCAUUUGGUGGUGUGAAAGAGAGUGGGUUUGGGAGAUUUGCUGGCAUAGAAGGAUUGCGAGCAUGCUGUCUUGUGAAAUCAGUCGUUGAGGAUAGAUGGUGGCCGUACAUCAAAACUAAGAUACCAAAGCCAAUUCAGUACCCCGUUGCGGAGAAUGGGUUUAAAUUCCAAGAAUCACUAGUAGAAGCUUUAUAUGGCCUAAAUGUCUGGGACCGUCUGCGGGCGUUGGUCAAUGUUUUAAAAAUGCUUUCAGAACCAAAUACUCGUCCCAGCCCGAGGAGAAGGACUGAUUGAGGAUGGCAUGUCGUAUGACAUCAUGUUUUUAUUCUUAUUUCUUUUCUUAGCUUGGUUUUGUUGUACUAUUGCCACUCUUUCUCACUGCGGUAACUCCUCCAAGCUGACUUGUACAUCCCAAGAUGCUAAUGCAGACAAUUCGCAGUUGGUUUCUUUGACUGUUUCUCCAAGGAAAUUAUGUUUUGUCAAAGCACAAUACUCAUUCCUGAAA